CCAGUUAUCAUCCAAUUCUCCAAAAAGUGAACACUUACACUUGUGUAGAAUGAGAAAUCAAUUGAACUCUUUAAAAAAUGUGCCGUUUAUUCAUAUAAUUUACCAGCAAUAACUGUAAAACCAGCGAAACGGGAUUAUUAGUUUGCAAAACAAGGCCAAUGUCAAUGGUCAAUUCAUAAGAUGUCGUAAACUGUUCUUUUAUUAAAAAACAUUGCAUUUGGUUGUUGAUUUAGAUGAUGCACAGCGCGAAGAACGUGUGCCGGACUUGUAUGGACGAGACCGGCACCCUGGUAGAUAUAUUCGCCAAUGUAAGGGAUCCUGUGCUCGACGAACCGGAGAUGAGCCUCUCGCACAUCCUGGCCAGGUGUACCGAACGUCCAGUGAAACGCGGCGACCUGCUGCCGCAGUUCAUAUGCGUUUCCUGCGUCCUGGCCGUGCAGAAUGCUUUCCGGUUCAAGUGGCAAAGCGAGCAGAGCUACCAGCACUUCUUCCGCGUCCUAAACCAGUCGGGUGCUCCGGAAAACCAAGUGCACUUAGCUGCAUGUAAUGGGGAUAAGAACCAGAUAAUAAACCAGAAAAUGCAGCUCAAAAGCGAUCGUCAACAGGAUACGCAGCAAAUGACAAAAACGCAGAAACCAGAUGAUGAUCUUAGUCAAAAACAAACACUCCAAGCGAAGCUCCAAGAGGGAAAUAUUGAUGGCCCACCGGAGUCCUUCACCCUGCAUCCUCGUAAGCGGACUUGUCGCACAGAAGAACAGGCAGACAUGAUCCCAAAGGAAGCUACAAGAAGUACCAAAAUGAUCUGCGAUGCCGAUGGCUACUACAACUGCCCGCACUGUUCUAAGCGAUUUUGUUCCCAGACCCAGUUAAGGACCCACAUCACCGAUCUGUGCAACAGGUGUCCCUACUGCCCACGCACUUAUAUGCAAAAAUCGAACCUCAAGCGGCAUUUGCGAAACCACCUAAGCAAGCCAGCGCACAAGUGUUUCCACUGCUCGAAGGCUUUCAUGCGUAAAGAUCACCUUAAAAGGCACCUGCGCACCCACGACAGUGACGGUCCGCUCUCCUGCAGCCAGUGCUCAGCGGUAUUUAUCGAACACGUUCAGCUGGAAAUCCAUCGCAGAGAGCACAAACAAAGGCCGGGCUCUUCAAAAUCGGAGUCCACGAAGGAUCCUGACUCGGACGACAGCGAUCAAGCGCAGGAUCUAAAACCAAAGUGGACUAAGAACACCUUCAAUGGCACGUGCAGCAUUCCACCUAUGCUAAAGCCGUGAGUUUGGAACUCCACCAGUCUUAUGUAAUAUAGUUAUACCUGAUAGUUAUACUUAUACCCUAGUACCGCUGAGAAAUUUGUGACGAGCGAAGGAAACCGAUAUGCGAUAUUUGCCAAAAGAAGUUCAGUAGUGUCUACGCCUUGAAGCGGCAUAUGCUUACUCACAAUCGCCAACAUCAUCUUAAAAAAUGUACCUAUUGUUCCGAGGAGUUCAAAACAGAAAAACAUCUCAAAAGGCACGAGCGUGGUCACAUGGGAGAUCUGUUUCGUUGCGAAUUUUGCUCAUUGGUAUUUGUAGAUGUUAACUACUUGCGAAAGCACAAAAAACGCAUUCACAGCAACAACGUAAUAGCGAUGUAGGAGAAGAUCAUGUCCAAACGGGUGACUACCGGUUAUACUCUUGGAAAACAACCAUUGAAUUAAGCAGAUUAAUAUAUGUGAAAGGAAUAUAAACGAUUUAUUAUUCAUUAUAAUUAUAAUGACCGCAGGUCUAAACUUCUGUUGUUGAUUCUUACUUUGAAUUUUCUUAAAUAUGAUUCUUUUGUUACUUUCAUAAGCUCAAAAUUAAUAUUAUUUAAGUUUCGUUUUAAUUAUAUAUUUCACAGAAACUCAAAUAUACUGAGAAUAAGCUCUAAAUUUAUAUUAUUGAAAUUUCCUUUUAAUUGUAUAUUUCACAAUACAUUAUUAUACUGAAAAUAAUUAAACAAUCGAUUGAUUGCUACCACAUGCU
Messenger RNA from Drosophila melanogaster (fruit fly), 2003 nucleotides. RefSeq names its product kipferl (gene kipf). Gene Ontology annotation, biological process: chromatin organization. Gene Ontology annotation, cellular component: nucleus; chromosome. Gene Ontology annotation, molecular function: zinc ion binding. The record is from RefSeq and is marked reviewed. Bases 234 to 1274 code for a protein of 346 amino acids. The transcript has 3 exons. NCBI's taxonomy places the organism in Eukaryota, Metazoa, Arthropoda, Insecta, Diptera, Drosophilidae.